Molecule: messenger RNA, 3279 nt
Organism: Oncorhynchus tshawytscha (Chinook salmon)
Lineage: Eukaryota; Metazoa; Chordata; Actinopteri; Salmoniformes; Salmonidae
Product: protein c-ets-1-B
Exons: 8
Coding region: 249-1526 (425 amino acids)
Biological process (GO): cell differentiation; regulation of transcription by RNA polymerase II
Cellular component (GO): nucleus
Molecular function (GO): sequence-specific DNA binding; DNA-binding transcription factor activity, RNA polymerase II-specific
Source: RefSeq, a predicted model, not a curated record
AUCAUCACGAGUGUUUGUUGUAGCUUUCAGUGGCGUAUACGUCAUUUCAGAGGGACUUAUUACACACUUUUAUGUUUUAAGAAAAAUUAUGGGGAAUAAUACCAUUUGAAGUUGACAAUAAAGGGAUCGCAAUCAGGAUUCGCCCAGAGCUCAAAUAGCCUACAAAUCAAUCAAUUGAAUAACUCAUCAAUCGGCAGCGGCUGGGACGGCUGUGAUAAUUGGAUCAACGUUGUGAAGAAGCUGCCGAGAUGACGGCAGUUCUUGAUAUCAAACCAGCUUUGAUGAAGUCCGAAAAAUUGGAUUAUGUGGACUUCAGCGACGUGCCCCUGCUCACCCCGGGGAGCAGGGAGAUGAUGUCACAGGCCCUGAGGGCCACGUUUAGCGGCUUCACCAAGGAGCAACAGAGACUGGGCAUGCCCAGAGACCCCAGGCACUGGUCAGAGAGCCAGGUGGGCCAGUGGCUGCUGUGGACAGAGAACGAGUUCAGCCUGAAGAGCGUGGACCUGCACUGCUUCCGUAUGGCCGGGGUAAGUCUCUGUGCCCUGGGGAAGGAGUGCUUCUUGGACCUGGCACCUGACUUUGUGGGGGACAUCCUGUGGGAACACCUGGAGAUGAUGCAGAGAGAUGUGAGGUAUUUCCCGGUCAAUGGCUUGAUGCCCACAUUCCAGGAGUCCCGGUUCACUUAUGACUACUUUGCGAACUAUGGAACUCAACGUGCCCAGUGCAUCCUUCCAUCGGACAACUCAGAGCCAGGCUUCAUCACAGAGUCCAAUCAGACACUUCUACCAACCACCUGUGAGGACCUGCUGUCAAUCAAGACUGAGAACGGACAUUCUACUGGCCCACUGGGUCCUAAGCAGGGGGACUACCUCACCAUCAAACAGGAAGUGGUCUCCCAUGACAAUAUGUGCAUGGGGCACGUCAUUCGAGGUAAAAUUGGGGGCCAAGAAUCCUUUGAGAGUGUUGAGAGCCUAGAGGCUUGUGAGCGUCUCACCCAGUCCCGGGGCAGCCACUCCCACUUCUGCAAUCUGCAGCGCGUGCCCUCCUACAACAGCUUUGACUCAGAUGACUAUCCGGCCACGCUGCGUGGCCACCCAGCCAAAAGCACAUUCAAAGACUAUGUGAAGGAGCGCAUGGACCUGACCAAAGACAAGUCUGUCAUACUGGCUGCGGCUCUUGCGGGAUACACAGGAAGUGGUCCGAUCCAGCUGUGGCAAUUUCUGUUGGAGCUCUUGACCGACACUUCCUGUCAGUCGGUCAUCAGCUGGACGGGAGAUGGCUGGGAAUUCAAAUUGAACAAUCCCGAUGAGGUGGCUAGGCGCUGGGGCCAGAGGAAGAACAAGCCCAAGAUGAACUAUGAAAAGCUGAGCCGCGGCCUGCGCUACUACUACGACAAGAACAUAAUCCACAAGACGUCUGGCAAGCGAUAUGUCUACCGCUUUGUCUGCGACCUGAACGGCCUUCUGGGAUACAGCGCAGAGGAGAUUCACGCCAUGCUUGACAUGAUGCCGGACACAGGAGAGUGAUGUGGGUGUGGUCUGACACCACCAGGUAACAUGCACGCUUGUGUAGGACAGGGGUUGCCAACAGGUUGCCCGUGGGCUAAAACCGGCCCUCAAGCGAUUAUUAUUUUUUUUUAUUUUUUUUUUUAAAAAAAAAUUGUGGGGGCUCCCAAAGUUGAGUUUUUAGAGGGAUUUUAGUUUUUGGUCAAAAAAGACUAAAGUCACCAGGAAUUCAGAAAAAAGGAGACUUUAGGAAAUCUGUUCCCAAGAAUUUCAUAAAAAAAGAUGUGAUUAUGUCUCAAAGUAGGAAAUGAAUGUUAUUUUCUAAUACUCUUUUUAUUGUGUUCUGGCAAAAAUCAUCUCAAGGCUGAAUCUAGUUGCCUACUGCUGUUGUAGGAGAUCAUGAUGAAAGCAUUUACAAUCACAAAAAAAAUACAUUAUGCAAAUACAAUCAGACUACUGUCAAGUUGCUGAAGACCAUGGAAGCGAGUUACUUGGAAAUGGACAUGGCCAUCACCCAAGGAGGUUAGAUAAUUUUAUUCAAAUGGAGCACAUGGUAAAAGAAAUGUACCCUUUGGGACCUAAGACUGGUGUUUUUCUGUGUUCAGUAUUGUUCUCUGGAAACCACAUUGACAAUCCACAGCCAUUUUAGCAGCCAAGCAUUGGGCUUUUUGUGUCAGUCUCAAAGCAAUGACUCUACUCUUACACAAGGGUCUACUGAAGUCCUUUUUAAUUAAUGAUUUGUUUGAGGACUGCUACAGACAUCCAGGGUAUUGAGGGCAACACUAGGUGCUCUAUAUCUAUCAAUGCCACCACUGUCAUGGUUCCACCUGCCAAAAAUGUCAAAUUUGUCAUAUUUCCCUGACCAAAGACAUCUUUUUUAUAUACUGCACAAGACAUAAUUCACUGUCUCCACAUGCUUUGUCAUGAGUUCCCCUAAAUGUGUUAAGAGCUUUCACAUUUCGGCUGUUACCCUGGGUUGUAUUCACUAGGAAAUAAAUUGAAGAAAAUGGACCGAAACGGGAGGGACUACCUGAACCUGUCCAAUAAGAAACUAAUUUGUGUUGCAAAACUUUUUGCUACAGGUUGUUGCGGUGUACCCUAUUGAAUAUGGUUAGAAAGGUGUGAAGUACUCUCAUAUUUGAGGGAACCAAACCCUACAACCAAAUGCUAUCGCAAUUAUUUUACAGCAUUUGUUUCUUUUUUUUAUAAUGUAACAAAGUUUUGUAUAAUUUUAAAGUUUGUCAUUAUUUUUUUAUAUUUUUUUUAAAUAGACAGCUGGUUCUAUGCGUGGGAAUGCUUGAUGAAUACAGACCCGAGUAGGAGUGCUGAUCUAGGAUCAGUUUUUCCCUUACGUUAUUAAGAAGAAUACAUUGAAAGAGGGGCUGGCUGGCUGAUCCUAUAUCAACACUCUUAGUUUGAGACUCUUUGAAUAUAGGAUUUUUAAAAAAGGUGGCAGUAUCCUCUUUCUUGCUUUAUACAUUCAAGAUUUCUUGGGCUGAGCCUGGCCUAUCGCUGAACACUAAGAGCAGAGCUUUUAUUAUGAUUGUACAUGAGAAUGUUGUAUACCAAACAGCAUAAACCAAACUAACUGUUGUGUGGGUCUCCUAUUUUUACUCCUCACGUACACACAAAUGCCCAUGUAACACAGAGAUAAAAAAUAGCCACAGUUGAGUAGCGGCUAGACCGACAUUGCUAAACGUGGGGCUGCUGGACAGGAAAUUCCACCUGAUACAUGUGUUAAACUUAGCUGUGAAUAAAGAAGUGAUUUAUUGUC